AGGUGCUCCCAGACCACCAACGGCUACCUGUCCGACUCCAGGUCCUGCCCCAGCAACUACAACGUGGCGGCCCUGGCCACCUCGUCCCUUGUGGGGGUGGUGCAGAGCAUCAAGGACCACAUCACAAAGCCCACGGCCAUGGCCCGAGGCCGCGUGGCCCACCUCAUCGAGUGGAAGGGCUGGAGUGCCCAGCAGGCAGGCUGGGAGCUGUCCCCAGCUGAGGACGAGCAUUACUGCUGCCUCCCGGAUGAGCUGCGUGAGGCCCGCUUUGCUGCAGGGGUCGCUGAGCAGUUUGCCAUCACAGAGGCCACACUGAGCGCUUGGUCCUCGCUGGACGACGAGGAACUGCACCCCGAGAACAGCCCCCAGGGCAUCGUCCAGCUCCAAGAUCUGGAGAGCAUCUACCUUCAGGACAGCCUUCCCAGUGGCCCCUCGCAGGAUGACAGCCUUCAGGCCUUCUCCUCACCCAGCCUCUCCCCUGACAGCUGUCCCUCACUGGAGGAGUCCCCCAGCACCGCUGGCAUCCCGCAGCCCCCCAGCCCAGAGCUGCAGCAUCGGCGGCGGCGGCCCGGGCACCAAGGACCCGAGGGUGGGACGCACCUACCGGGCUCCCUCCCCUCCGUGGACAGCGGCUCCGUCUGGGAGGAGGAGGACGAGGUGUUCUAUAACUGAGGCGGGGGCUGUGCUGGUCCGGCACCUGCUCACACCAUGAC
Messenger RNA from Piliocolobus tephrosceles (Ugandan red Colobus), 713 nucleotides. RefSeq names its product protein FAM131C. The annotation marks the transcript as partial. Lineage: Eukaryota; Metazoa; Chordata; Mammalia; Primates; Cercopithecidae. The record is from RefSeq and is a predicted model, not a curated record. The transcript is spliced from 4 exons.